Messenger RNA from Ixodes scapularis (black-legged tick), 1383 nucleotides. RefSeq lists its product as uncharacterized. The record is from RefSeq and is a predicted model, not a curated record. Bases 1 to 1383 code for a protein of 460 amino acids. The transcript has 13 exons. NCBI's taxonomy places the organism in Eukaryota, Metazoa, Arthropoda, Arachnida, Ixodida, Ixodidae. Gene Ontology annotation, molecular function: transmembrane transporter activity. Gene Ontology annotation, biological process: transmembrane transport.
AUGACGUUCGAGCAAAAGGAGACCUUCGUAAAACCUACAGAAAACGGCGAUGUGCGAAGCGCAAAUAUUUACACGACGUACAAAGCACUGAGAUCGCUCAAAAUGGUAGCAUGGAUCCUGCCAGUAGCCUAUACUUACCUCUGGACCGGCGCCAUCGCAGCCAUGAUUCCGCCUUUCUACCCAGCCAUGGUUACAGCCCAUGGUAUGGACUCCUGGAAGAUCGGCUUCGUGUUUGCGGCGUUCAAGUGCGGCAUGUGUUUCGGAUCUCCUUUAUCCAGAAAGAUGAUAACUUGGCUUUCUCCAACAAAAUCUUACUUGCUCGGCCAAGCAGGGACACUGCUGUCUCUCCUAUGUUUAGGGUCACUUUACUGGAUUUCCAGUGACGACGUGCUACUUUGGUUAUCGCUGUUGACUUUGAUGGUUUUAGGCAUUUUUAUUUCGUUCCUAAUUGUGACCAUGUAUGCCGCCGCAACCAGUGUAUAUUCCAGUAACCCUGGCGUCUUAUAUGGAAUAUUAGAGGCCAUCUCAGGAAUUGGAAAUGGAGUCGGAUCAGCCGCAGGAGGAGCCUUAAUCGACCUCUGGGCUUUCCCGUUGCCGUUCUUUUUGGUUGGAAUUGUUCAAGCUCUGUCCUCUCCAUUCAUCAUAAUAUAUGGUGUGAAGUCAAAGGCGACGUCGGAAGAGUGCGUUCCCAAGUCGCAGAACGCAGAAAGCAUCAGGGGUGCCAAAUUCUGGUUCCUGCUCAUGGACAUAGAAUUCUUGGUGGGCAUCAUACAUUUUGCUUUUUACUGGAUAAUUUUGGCCUUCAACCAGGCUACCAUGGAACUUCAUCUUUCACAAUUUCAGUUAAGCAGCACUCACCUUGGUGAAAUCUACAUGAUGCAGUCUGCUGCUUACAUCAUGGGAGCUGUUCUUUCUGCGAUUUUCUGUAACAUUCAGAAGGAACGAACUUUUCUAGUGCUGGGCCACGUCAUGGCGGUUGUCGCAUACUUAAUACUUGGGCCAGUUCCGUUCAUCCCUAUGGCACCGAAUCUAUGGAUGGCAGGUUCAGCGCAAGUGUGCCUUGGAAUACCAACGGCCACUUACUUCAUCUGUUCCAUUUGCCACCUGCAGACUACUGCGUUAAGCCGUGGAGGUCCGGAAAAUAUUCAGGCAACUAGCUUUGUGGUCAGCGUGACCCAUGGAUUUGGAGUGUUUUGUGCUUGCAUUACUGCACCAAUAGCGGGGUACGUGAUGGACGUUUACGGAUACCGAACUGCAAGCAUGAUCUUAUUUGCGGUAUUUGUGGCCUGGACACCAGUCACAUUGGUUCUUUGGCUUCGACCAGGUUGGUUGAGAGGAAAAAAAACGUUCCGUCCCACCUUGGAAGAAAACAACAAGUUAUGA